UGUUUCUCAGCUGAUAUGAGGCAUCCAGUCGGCGGCAGCCUCCUCAGUCAGGACUCAGCAGCACAGAAGAAGCCCACCGCCUCACCUCGCGGAGAGAGGAUCAAUGAUCAGAGACCCAAGAUGCUGGACAACGAAGACCUGCUGUUAGAGAACCACCCGCGGGAGCUCACCCAGAACCCGCUGAAGAAGAUCUGGAUGCCGCAUAAGAACAGCCACAUCGCGCACAGACGGGUAUGCAUGACAAACUGCCAAACGCUGAUUGUGACCGUGGGACUCCCUGCCCGGGGAAAGACGUACAUUUCAAAAAAGCUCACCCGCUACUUGAACUGGAUAGGCGUGCCAACCAAAGAGUUCAACGUGGGCGAUUACCGGAGAGAGUGUCUGAAGAUCUACAAGUCCUUCGAGUUCUUCCGUCCAGAUAACGAAGAGGGCGUGAAAAUCAGACGCCAGUGUGCGAUGUCGGCGCUGAAUGAUGUGCGGCAGUACCUGAGCGUUGAAGGAGGACAGGUCGCUGUGUUCGAUGCAACAAACACGACGAGAGAAAGAAGAGUCACCAUCAUGAAAUUCGCUGAACAGAACGGGUUCAAAGUAUUUUUUGUGGAAUCUGUGUGUGAAGACCCAGAAGUCAUAGCACAAAAUAUUGUGCAAGUGAAGCUGGGAAACCCAGACUACAUUAACUGCAGUUCGGAUGAGGCCGUUGCGGACUUCAUGAAGAGGAUAAAGUGUUAUGAGACCUCCUACCAGCCUCUGGAUGAGGAUCUUGACAGCGACAUGUCGUACAUAAAGAUCAUGGACGUGGGCCGUCGCUACCUGGUGAACCGUGUUGUUGACCACGUCCAGAGCCGAAUCGUCUACUACCUGAUGAACAUCCACAUCACUCCUCGCUCUAUCUACCUCUGUCGCCAUGGCGAGAGCGACCUCAACAUCAAGGGACGCAUCGGAGGAGACUCUGGCUUGUCUGCCAGGGGGAAGGAGUUUGCCAAACGCCUGAGGAAUUUCCUUGAGGAGCAGAACAUCAAGGAUCUGAAGGUUUGGACCAGCCAGAUGAAGAGAACCAUCCAGACAGCGGAGUGCCUUGGAGUUCCCUAUGAACAGUGGAAAUCUCUCAACGAGAUUGAUGCUGGUGUGUGUGAAGAAAUGAUGUAUGAGGAGAUCCAGGAGCAUUUCCCUCUGGAGUUCGCCAUGAGAGACCAAGACAAAUACCGUUACCGUUAUCCUAAAGGAGAGUCGUAUGAAGAUCUGGUGCAGCGGCUGGAGCCUGUGAUCAUGGAGCUGGAGAGACAGGAGAACGUUCUGGUCGUUUGUCACCAGGCCGUCAUGCGCUGCCUGCUGGCAUAUUUCCUGGACAAGACUUCACACGAGCUGCCUUAUCUCAAGUGUCCUCUGCACACCGUGCUGAAGUUGACACCAGUUGCUUACGGAUGUAAAGUGGAGUCUGUGUAUCUAGGCGUGGACUCUGUGAACACACACAGAGACAGACCAGAGAACGUAAACGUGCAGCGAAGCACUGAAGACGCCCUGCAGACAGUUCCCGCUCACCUCUGACUCCUGCUCCAGCAAGGACCUCGUCCGGUCCUCUCGGACCUCUUUGCCGUGAACGAUGCCUGCUUGGCAGCGUCGUUCUCCUAGCUUCUUUGACUCGAGGAGUACUUUACUGGUUACUUUACUGUUACUGGUGCUAAAAUAAUCUUAGAGCUCAGUAUCAUCUGGGAUUGUAGUACAGAGUCCUGUUCGUGCGGUCAUGUGCUUCCAUUGAUUUGGAAGUUUGUAUUCAUCUGAAAAACAGGAAACUCCAGAAAAACCUCACUGUAUUUUACAAAGAAACGUUUUGUUGUUUUUGUUUUUUUAAAAAUCAUUGUUUUGAUUUUACUGUUAUAUUUUAUACAAAAGUGAAAAAGAAAAAAAGUUCUUCAAGGACUAACGGAGCCAGAUAAACCAUAAAGCAUUCAACUUACGAAGGCUGUACGGCACAUGCAAACUACAGAACAGUCAAAUCUAGACUGGAAAUGUAUUUUUGUUGCUAUAAUCCAAAAUGUGACAACUGCAGUAAAUCAGGAAGGACUUCUAGUGUAGCUCAGUUUAACACUUAAAUAUUAAACAUUCACAUAUCUACAGUCCUAUCCCUUGUAGCCACUGUCAGUGAAUUAUUAGCUAUAACAACUGAUACCUGUUUUCUGCAGAGAAGUAUGGUACUGUGGAAACGCACGUCUCUACCUUAUAACUACCUGGUGUUAUUGUAUAUAACUGUGCUGAAUAUUAAGCUCUGGAAAUGGAAAUAUGAAAUGGAUGAAAAAAAAAAAAAUCACUAAAAUGCAAAGUACACACUUUCUUUUUUUAUUAAUUGCCAGAUCUUUAAAUUUGUAUCAUCAGUGUGCUUGUGAAAUAAAACGUUAAGUAACUGA
Messenger RNA from Fundulus heteroclitus (mummichog), 2402 nucleotides. RefSeq names its product 6-phosphofructo-2-kinase/fructose-2,6-biphosphatase 4b (gene pfkfb4b). The transcript is spliced from 14 exons. NCBI's taxonomy places the organism in Eukaryota, Metazoa, Chordata, Actinopteri, Cyprinodontiformes, Fundulidae. Gene Ontology annotation, molecular function: ATP binding; 6-phosphofructo-2-kinase activity; fructose-2,6-bisphosphate 2-phosphatase activity. Bases 16 to 1545 code for a protein of 509 amino acids. Gene Ontology annotation, biological process: fructose 2,6-bisphosphate metabolic process; fructose metabolic process. The record is from RefSeq and is a predicted model, not a curated record. Gene Ontology annotation, cellular component: cytosol.